GUUCCUUUCCCCUCCCUCUGCAGAGUUCAAUGUAAGAUGGUGGUCAGAGUGCUGCUGCUGUACACACAGAGGCUGAAAGAAUAUACAGGCGUUUUCCCCUUCAAAUCAAAUACCGAAAACAAACGCCGAAAGAUUUCAAGGUGCCUGCUGUCAUACAGCUCAGAAAGAUAAUCAAUCCCCGCCCCACUUGUUCUGUGAAUAUUCCUUGGAGAGGAAUCCCAGCAAAUAGACAGGCCCUCGUGUACAGGCCCCCACACCCGCCGUAAGAACGAAGGACCGCAUCGGUGCCGUUGUCCCUCCCCCACCUCCCUGCCUCUCUCUCCUCCUCCUCACGCUCUCCUCUCCGCCGCUUCUCCCCCGCGGUAGGAUGUCCCGCAGCCCCGAGCUGAAGGAUGACCUCACGGAGUGCCCCCUGUGCAUGGAGCCUCUGGAGAUUGACGACGUCAACUUCUUCCCCUGCACCUGCGGCUACCAGAUCUGCCGCUUCUGCUGGCACCGCAUCCGCACAGACGAGAACGGCCUCUGCCCCGCCUGCAGAAAGCCUUACCCAGAAGACCCGGCGGUGUACAAGCCCCUGUCCCAGGAGGAGCUGCAGCAGAUAAAGAACGAGAAGAAGCAGAAGCAGAACGAGCGCAAACAGAAGAUCACGGAGAACCGCAAGCACUUGGCCAGCGUGCGCGUCGUGCAGCGCAACCUGCUCUUCGUGGUGGGGCUGUCGCAAAGGCUUGCGGACCCUGAGGUUUUAAAGAGGCCAGAGUAUUUUGGGAAGUUUGGGAAGAUUCACAAAGUGGUCAUCAACAACAGCACAUCAUACGCAGGCUCACAGGGUCCCAGUGCCAGUGCAUACGUCACUUAUAUACGCUCAGAAGAUGCCCUUAAAGCUAUACAAAGCGUCAACAAUGUGGUAGUUGAUGGCAGAACUCUUAAGGCUUCUUUAGGUACAACAAAAUACUGCAGUUAUUUUCUGAAGAGCAUGCAGUGUCCAAAACCGGACUGCAUGUAUCUACAUGAGUUGGGGGACGAGGCGGCUAGUUUCACAAAGGAGGAGAUGCAGGCGGGAAAGCAUCAAGAAUACGAACAGAAACUCCUCCAGGAUCUCUUCAAACUGAACCCUCACUUCGUGCAGACCUCAACCAUAGGCAGCGAGAGGACGAAGGGCAAGUCCAGCUCCACACAGAGGCCCAACAGUAACAACAAAGACUCGUGGCCAUCGUUACAACCGACAGGGAAGACAGCCAAUGGGCUGACAGAACACCGCAAAUCCCCGCCCUUGGAUGGCGGCUCAGACUCCGACCACAUGACGCCCGAUGGGCAGGACUCGGACCUGGGCCUGGGCUCCGUCCCCGCCCUCUCGCCCUUCUCCUCGAACUGUGACCCCGCCAGCCCCACCGAUAAAUCUUCAGAAGCCAUCAGCAUAGGAAACGGAGAAACUACACAGCAGAUGCCCUGCAGUGACUCGCCGUCGCCCCCUCCUGGUCUGUGCAAGCCGAGCCUGGUGGCACCCAUGAGUGUGGCCGGGCUGACGGCUCGCUCGCCCUUCGAGGGUGCGGCCACAGAGUCGCAGUCGCUCUUCUCGGACAACAGCAACUUCCGGCACCCCAACCCCGUGCCCAGCAGCCUGCCCGGCUUCCCCAGCUCCCCGCACAGCGGGGGCAGCGAAUGGCCCACCGCCCCCGAACCACAGAGCCUCUUUGCCUCAGACACCAUCCCGGUGUCGUCCUCCACAGACUGGCAGGCGGCGUUCGGCUUCGGCUCGUCCUCCCAGCAGCAGCAGCAGGAUGACGAGUUGGGCUUCGACCCGUUCGACAUCACGCGCAAGGCCUUGGCUGACCUCAUCGAGAAGGAGCUCUCUGUGCAGGACUCCCCGUUGGGUCUGGGGCUCCACCACAGCCCCUUUCACCACCAUCACCACCACCACAACCACCACUACCACCCUGGCCUGCCCUCCGCUCUGCCCCCCGCCCUGCCCCCUGCCUCCCCCUCGUCCUCCUCUAAAGUGGGGCCUUCUGGUGCGUCUCAUUUCCUUCUGAAUUGUGCCCCCCACCAGCCCCUCCCUCAGUCCCCACCACGGUACUCCCAGCUGCUGCUCCAGCAACAGCAACAACAACAACAGCAACAACAACAACAGCAACAACAACAACAACAACAGCAGCAGCAGCGCUCUGUUUACAGCUCCUUCAGCUUUCCCGGUCAGACUGCUACCGUUCCCUCACACCUGGGCUCGGGCCCUGCUGCUGCUACUGCCUCCCGCCUGCCCUGGUUGACCUUUCCCAUGCGCAACAACCCCACGCACUUCAAUCACGCCGCUGCCGGUCCAGCCACGACCACCGCCACCUCCAUUGCCGCUGCCUCUGCCAAUGUGCCUCCCUCCAUGGUCGGCGGCUUCUUGGACUUGAGCUUGCCGUCGCAGCAGCGGCAACACAGCACAGGGCUGGGAGGCAUCGCCAUCUCAGAAAGCAGUGGCCCGGUAGAGAGCAUAAAUGUGAAAGAGUGGCAGGAUGGUCUGCGCGCCCUCCUGCCCAACAUCAACAUCAACUUUGGCGGCCUGCCCAACUCCUCGUCUUCCUCUUCCUCCUCCUCCUCCUCAUCUUCCUCCUCCUCUUCAUCCUCCUCCUCCUCCUCCAUCUGCGUCAACCACACGGGGGCGCCAUCCAGCACCUCAGGCAUCUCGCACAGCCUGAGCUGGGACAGCACAGCCAGCUGGAUGGACCCCGCCAUUAUCACAGGUAUACCGGCAUCCUCGGGCAACAGUCUGGACUCGUUCCAGGACGACAACCCGCCCCACUGGCUCAAGUCACUGCAGGCGCUCACCGAGAUGGACGCUCCCUCCAGCAGUCUGACCGCCGGCCCCCUCCAGCCCCCGCACAGUGUGCCCUUCGCCUUCCCCCUCCACAGACCCGGCUGGGCCCCCUACCCGGCCACGGCCAACCCCCCCACCCAGUUCCACUCACCACCCCCAGGCUUCCAGAGCUCCUUCAGACCCACAGCCCAGACCGCUACAGAUCUGCUACAGAGCGCUGGCAUGGACCGACACUAGGAACUGUGAAACACCGCGCCCCCCCCCCAUCCCAACCCUACAGAGAACACAUACACACUCACACACACACACAACCGAAUCAGUACAGAAAACUAUUAACAAAAGUAAUAAUAACAAGAUUAUAUAUCAUUUUUUUUCUUCCUCCUGGUGUCUCGAGCUCUUCUUUCUUUUUCUUUUCAUCCUUUCUUUCAUCUCUUCUGUCUUUUUGUCGGGGUUUGACUCUUUUGGCCUUAUGCGCUGCCCUCCAGAGUCAAUCAGACCAACAUGUCGAGGUUUGACUCGUUUGGCCUUAUGCGCUGCCCUCCAGAGUCAAUCAGAUCAACCUCUGAUUGCACGGCCACUGGCCUGGCUCUCCGCACCGUCAGCCCAUAGGGGAAAUUAGGUUCAUAUUUUAACCUGCUUAACAUGGCUAAACUGUGUUGUUAAUCAGAAUAGAAUUGAGUAGGACUCAAACUGAUAAAGGUAAAACUGAUUUACGUUUUUGUUUUUUGUUUUUUUAAAUUUAAAUUUAAAGAAGCCAUUAAGGAUGGUGGAGAUAACGGGUUGAGAGCUGAUGGAGAAAGUUUAGAUGGGGAAAGAUGAGCCUGCCUUCAAAGCCACAUGAGAAUCUCUAGAGCUGAUGGAGAAAGUUUAGACGGGAGAAGAUGAGCCUGCCUUGAAAGCCACAUGAGAAUCCCUGUUUGCUUUCUGCCCACCACCCCACAUAGUAGCAGCUACUUCCUGUGGGUCAGACGCUCAGCUUCUUCUGCCUUAAUCAAGUUGAGUUCCGCAGCAAUCACAAUUUUGAUUCUCUGAUGGCAUGGGCACCUGUUUGUUUUAUUGAUAUCAGUUUUAACGGUCUUCAUGUCACUGCAAAAAGGAGAAAAGAAAUUACACAAAAAAAGACAAAAUCAAGAAGUGAAAAAGGAAUUAUGCAGAGGAUUGAGAAAUGCAAAAGCACUUUGAGGGGUUUUGGCAGUUAUACACACGUGUGUACUGCUAACGGGACGAAGAGAUCUCUUUGGUCCUGAAUGUUGUUGUCUUGUCUGAUAGAGAUGAGCCCAAAUGGUAGGCAGGCCUUUUGGAGAGGUUAAACUCCUGUGCCAAGUCCCGUGUGCGGAUUGGGAGGAAGCAUCGCUUCUGGAUGCAUUCCCUCAGCCCCAAGACCCUCCCACUGAAGCGAUACGAUUGGAUGAGAGAGUGUUGUGGAACGCUCCCCUGAACCUCAUUGUGACACCACUAUGGACCUCUGUAUCAGAGGGUAGUGUCUUGCAAGGCCAGGAGGGGGGGGGGGGGGGCAGGGGGGGGUGGGGUGCCUUAAGAUAAAAAGGACCUUGGCAUACAGGGGUUUGUGACUUCUGUUUAUCGUAAGGGGGAGGCGUAGGAUGAAGGUGCACCACUGUGUGGUGCUCAUCAGAACUUGCCCCCGGUGGUGAGGGGGGGGGUUGGCAUGGGCCAAGCACAAGGACACGGAGCACUAAGGAGCUCUUGCCAGGCCGCAGCCUCGUCUCGGGUGUCCCAAAGGACCUGGACUGGAAUAGCAACAGACACCAAGAGAAUGCUAGGUGAAUGUAGUGAAGGGCAGCAGGAAACGUAUAAUAGGAUGGACGACUUGGGGUAUUAGAGGAAAUCGGUUGUUGUAGAUGAACAGAGGACAAAAAAAACGUAACGUAACAGGAAUGGUGUUUGGUAUGGACACUACAAUGAUGAAUGACUUCUCAUUCUCGUGAAAGGUCAGGACAGAGUUAAACACGAUCAUGCUCCCUUUCUCUUUGUGGUCUGUCUGUACGCUGGUAUUCACUAGCGGUCUCAUUAGCCUGGGCAGGCUGUGGUCUUGGAGGCAGUGGCUGCUGAAAUGGCAGAAAAAAAAAAAAAGAAGCAAAACCUGGGCACCCCGACGGAGGAGGGAGGGUGCCAUCUUACCCUCCUCCUCUCCCCUCUCUCCCUCCUCCCUCUCUGUUUCAUCCUCUCAAUUUUCUUUUAAUGACUUAAGAUACUUUCUCUCUGUGUAGGUUUCUGCCAACUGUUCAGUAUUCCACAGUAUUCAAGAGGAAUAAGUCAGUUAAUUUGUCAGACGGAAUCCAGUGCCGUUUAACCAUGGAUUUGACACACAAUGCUAAACAGUACGAAAAAGAUUGAGACGAAGAGCUGGAGGAGUUGUAUCUCGCCACAGGCCUAAAUGAAAAAGAAAAAAACUGAAUCUUAAAUAAAAGAGAAAACACCA
Messenger RNA from Clupea harengus (Atlantic herring), 5240 nucleotides. RefSeq names its product CCR4-NOT transcription complex, subunit 4b (gene cnot4b). Gene Ontology annotation, biological process: protein ubiquitination. Lineage: Eukaryota; Metazoa; Chordata; Actinopteri; Clupeiformes; Clupeidae. Gene Ontology annotation, molecular function: RNA binding; metal ion binding; ubiquitin-protein transferase activity. Gene Ontology annotation, cellular component: CCR4-NOT complex. The record is from RefSeq and is a predicted model, not a curated record.